AGAACAUUAAAAAAAUUGAGGCGUCUUCCAUAGAUUAUACUACACAUUAGACAACGCGUCUUUUACACAGUACGCGUAAUAAUUUACAUUGAAAACAUUGUGUUACAUUAAUGUAAAAACGGAAAUCAAGUAAUAUUUAGGGCAUAAUUUGAUUUAAUCAAAAUGGCAGAUAAAUACGACAAAAAUGGGUAUAAUAGUGGCGAUUUUAAAAGAAAUACCACACAAGGUAAACCAGAGGAACUCGAUCAAAAUGGCGAAGAAGGUAUCAAAAUAAAUGAAAAAGCCGGUGAAUACAUGCGUGAACUACUUAGCGAGAAGAUCAAACUCAAUAAUUCAAAAUUUCCACUAUCUAUGAAGUUAAUUGAUCAAGAAGUAACAAAAGUACAGGCUAGUGGUCGUAUCACCAAGGACUCAAAAUAUGUGGAUGUGUUCCGUGACAAACCAACCAAAGUCACAGUUAAAGUUCUUGUGCCAAUUAAGGAACAUCCUAAAUUCAACUUUGUGGGAAAACUAUUAGGUCCAAAAGGAAACACUAUGAAGCAAUUACAAGAAGACACACUGUGCAAGAUGGCUGUACUCGGCAGGGGCUCAAUGAGAGACAGGCAAAAAGAAGAAGAACUCCGCCAGUCAUUAGACCCUAAGUACUCUCAUCUAGCUGACGAUCUUCAUGUUGAGAUAUCGGCCAUAGCACCACCAGCAGAGGCUCACGCUCGAAUUGCAUAUGCACUUGCAGAAGUCAAAAAAUACUUAGUGCCGGAUACAAAUGAAACUGUAUGGAUGUCACAGAUGAGAGAUAUAGAUGUCAGAGAUGUACACCCGGCGAGGCAGCCGCUGCUCGCGAACCCGGCAAAGAGCAUAUUGUACCGUAACACAGGGGCCGAGCGGACGCACCCGUACCGCGAGCCCGCGCCCGUCAUGCACCCCCCGGCCGCCAUGCCGCCGCGAUCCAUGCCUCCCAAGAACAAGAUCAUCAGCAUCCUGGAACGGGCCCGGACUGCGAUGGAGGGCUCUUACUCCUACGAAGACCAUUACGCACCACCCGAACCACCAAUGCGAGGGGGCGGGCGCGCGGCCGAGCCGGACGUGUACUACGAGCGCGGCCACGAGCGGUUCUACGAGGACGAGGCGCACUACCGCGAGGAGCCGCGCGAGUACAAGGCGUCGUCGCGCGACGUGGGCACGCGCCGCCCCGCGCCGCACCCGCCCGCGCACCGGCACUACCCGCGCGCCGCGCCCUACUCCCGGUACUGCACGCGCGACGCUCGACACUUUAAUUAUUUUCCCUACCUAUGCUGAUAGCCUUGAGAGCCUAUAUCAGCGUUGCCUUAACUAGUAGGUGAGCUCACGGGGCUCAAACCUGAUGACGUUGCUAACACUGACCCUAGAAAGAGCAGUGUUUCGUAGAAUCUACCACCGGAUCGUAAACGCAACCCACUGAGAAUAAUCCCAUCCUCACGGAUCGUUUGGAACCUCUGGGUAUGCAGAGGGACUUCCGUUCCAUCUGUACUUUGUACCGUAUGUUCCUUGGGGAAUGCUCUGAGGAAUUGUUUGAGAUGAUUCCCUCAUCUCCUUUUUAUCAUCGCACCUCCCGCCAUCGGAGCAGAGUUCAUCCAUAUUAUCUGGAACCGCUGCAUUCAUCGACAGUGCGUUUCUAGAGGUCUUUUUUGCCUCGUACCGUCCGGCCUUGGAAAGAGCUCUCCUCCACGGUGUUUCCCGAGCGCUAUCACAUGUCCUUCUUCAGACAAGGCUUGGAGAGUACUUAACGGUAGACAGCGGCUUGGCUCUGCCCCUGGCAUUGCUGAAGUCCAUGGGCGACGGUUACCACUCACCAUUAGGUGGGCCGUAUGCUCAUCUGUCCAGUCCAAAAAUAAAAACGCUACACGCACGAUGUCACAAUAACACGUGAGUUUUUUAACGUUCUCGAUAGUGUAAAAGUUAACUCAAAUUUGUACGCAGUUGGAAUAACGCCCCUGGCGGCAAACGUAGGUAAACGUUCCAAUUCUUUACAAUUUUGAUUUAACUUUUACGCUGUCGAGUAGGUUAAAACACUCACUAAGCACAGUGACGAGUAUAUAGGGUUGUGUCACAAGAAAAUAAACAAUCGUAGCUGUUAGCAAAUCUCACCCCGCCUAGCUGAGCCCUUGCUCUCGUCCAACUGUCCUGGUGAAACUGAAAAGGCCUCCACCCCACCAGUAAUUGCUCAUUCAUAAAAAAAAUCGACACCGGUCUUAUCACUAGAUAAUCUUCAGACGAGAUCGCUUCGAAUACUCUUGUCUUGAGGUGGCCAUAAAACUCAUCAGCUCGUUCCCUUUUUUUUAUUGCUUUGAUGGGUGGGCAAGCUCACAGCCCACCUGGUAUUAAGUGGUUACUGGAGCCCAUAGACAUCUACAACGUAAAUGCGCCACCCACCUUGAGAUGUAAGUUCUAAGAUCUCAAGUAUAGUUACAACGGCUGCCCCACCCUUCAAACCGAAACGCAUUACUGCUUCACGGCUGAAAUAGACAGCGCGGUGCUACCUACCAGCGCGGAUUCACAAGAGGUCCUACCACCAGUAACAUUUAAAAAAACUGAUUUAUUUGUUUGUAUUUUUUGUUAUUCGAGUACUAAUUGCUUUUGCGUUUCUAGGGCACCGCCGACGCACAAGAAACGUCAGCAAUAGGUGAGUUGUAAGAGGUCCAAUGUUUUUUUUUUUAUUUGUAAAAAAAAACCAGUUUGCGUCGGUUAAAAGAAGACAAAACUAAAUACGACAAAAAACGUGCAUAAUCAUUAUCUCUUUAAAUAAACGUAGGUUUCUUUAGAUCAAAAUAUGACUAAACUAAAUCGAAAACUCGUAUUAAAAUGUUGUAAAAAAAAAAAAAACAAUUAACAAGUGUUGCCCGAUCACAAAAAAAAAACAACUUAAAAUACUCUAAUGUAUUUAGGAAUCGAAAAAUAUUAUACUGUAAAUUUUGACGAGGUGAUCCCAAAAAGAAAAUCAAUGUAGCGUUAAAUCUGAUUCAACAUGUUUUGAUUGAAAUUAAAAAAAAAUGUUUACGGCUCGUGAAAGAAGAACACAAAAAACCUUCGUUAAAAUAACAUUGAAACAUGUUGAACCUAAAGCAGAGAUGUAUUCGAUUCUUUUGUUUAUUAUUAUAAUAAUAAAAAAAUAUUUGUAUAA
This is a messenger RNA of Bombyx mori (domestic silkworm), 3157 nucleotides long. Its product is annotated as KH domain-containing, RNA-binding, signal transduction-associated protein 3. Gene Ontology annotation, molecular function: mRNA binding. Gene Ontology annotation, cellular component: nucleus. Lineage: Eukaryota; Metazoa; Arthropoda; Insecta; Lepidoptera; Bombycidae. Gene Ontology annotation, biological process: regulation of alternative mRNA splicing, via spliceosome. The record is from RefSeq and is a predicted model, not a curated record. The coding region runs from base 163 to 1296 and encodes 377 amino acids. The transcript is spliced from 6 exons.